AUGACAAAACGUGGAAGUGAUGAGUACACUGUCCGAACUAUGCAACCCGAAGAAGUAGAAGAGACAUAUGAAAUGAUUGACAAAGAAGGAUGGAAUCUAACCCUGGAUAAGUUUUCUGCUCUUUACAAGUCCUCUCCUGAUAACUUUUUUGUGGCUGUCAGUCCGGAUGGAGAAGUUGCAAGUACAAUGAGUCUCAUUCCGACCUUUGAAGGCGAAUAUGUGUUGGGAAACCUCGUGGUCAAAGACGGCCAUAGAAACAGGGGCUUGGGACGAAAGCUCGUUGAUGAGGUUUUCGCUUUGUUUCCAAACGCCGUAGUCUCAUUAACGGCCGUGCCAGGGGCGGAUCAGUUCUAUUUAAACACCGAUUUCCAUUUCACACAGCCGCAGCAAGGCCAAGACAUUGUUUAUAUUCUUUUGGACAGAGAAAAACUGAAACAGAAAUCUGCCGAAGCUGGACAGCAAGACGUCACAGUCUCUCUUUACAGUGGUCAUUCUUUUGACAAGCUGAUAGUCGGCUUUGGAGUUGGCUUCAUCAAGCGGGAAAAGAUUGUACUGGAUGGGUUGUUUGCAGAUUCAGAUGCCAUAGCAGUUCAAAUUUUUACAGAAAUCGUUGAGCAGUUUCCAGGCAUAAAUUCUGUGAAGCUUCAGGUGCCAUCUUCCAGGCUGUUUUUGUCAGAACUGGGAGCCAUUCAGCAAUCAUACAGGUACAACAGAUAUUCCCGAGGACAGCCAACAUUAUCUCCCCUGUCCAAAGUGUACAACGUUAGUGACUGUGAUUAUACUUAUUAA
Molecule: messenger RNA, 789 nt
Organism: Candidula unifasciata
Lineage: Eukaryota; Metazoa; Mollusca; Gastropoda; Stylommatophora; Geomitridae
Source: the annotation of a GenBank genome assembly